AUGUCCUUUAAGACGCUUCCGGACGUCAGGGCUGUGAAAUUCGAUAUUCAAUAUGAGGAUCGCGAUAGUCUUGCACCGGGAUACUGGUUUGUCUCGCCAUACUUGCACAUGGACACCGACGAGCCCCAUACUCUGUAUGAGCAAUAUCAGAUCGGUCCCCAUAUCUACGAUCAAGAAGGACGUUUGGUAUGGACUGGAACAUCCUUCUUCGACAAUCGAAACACCUUCGACUUCAAAGUGGUCCAGAGCCUGGGCGAAGAGCCGCAUCUCUCUUUAAUUCGACAGUACAGCCACGACGCCGAAGAAGAUGGCGACCGCGGAUACGGUGUGAUUCUCAACAAUCAUUACGAAAUCACCCAUAUGCUCCCCUUGAGAGAAGACCUCGGGUGGUUUGAUAUCCAUGAGUUCAACGUCCUCAAGAAUGGGGAAACAGCGCUCGUUACCAACUAUUUAUCCCAAGAAAUCACCCUCGAGGCCUAUGGUCGGCCCACAGAGACAACUUGGCUGGAGUACGGCGGAUUCUCCGAGAUCGACUUAAAGACAGCAGAGAUCCUCUACCAUUGGAACUCAUUUGUGGAAAUCCCGUUGACUGAGAGUGUUCAUUACAAUCCGACCUCGAUGGUCGAGGCGCUUCCAGGAUGGGAUUACGUGCAUAUCAACUCUGUUGAUAAGAACGACAACGGCGAUUAUCUGAUUUCCAUGCGAUUCACAAACACAAUCUAUCUCAUUUCUGCACAGUCCGGCAGCAUCAUGUGGCGUCUCGGCGGACUUGCGGGGAACACCAGCGACUUUAUACAAGACUUCACCUUUUCAAAACAACAUGACGCUAAAUUCAUUUCUUCCGAAGGCACACGCCACGUCAUUUCGAUCCUGAACAAUGCAUCGGACGAGGAGUUUCAAUCAGAGGAUGUCUCCUCCGCUUUGAUCGUGGAGAUUGAAGCUGGUACAGAGCCCAAGACCGCUCACAUUUUACACCGUUACGAACGCCCCGACAAGAGCCUUACUCGAUUGCGCGGCAACUCCCAGGUGCUCCCCAACAAGAACAUGUUUGCGUGCUGGAGUAAGGGUGGCUAUAUAUCGGAGUACGCGGAGGAUGGUAGACUCCUGAUGUCCGCCCAGUUCACCUCCCCUCGCUACUCCAAUUACCGAGCCUACAAGUUCGAAUUCACCGGUCGUCCCAACACCCCGCCUGACCUCGUGGCAUCUGUUUAUGGUACCGACGAGGCAAACAUGGUGACCACCGUGUAUGUCAGCUGGAACGGUGCCACCGAUAUCGCGGAGUGGCAAUUUUAUGCCCAGGCUUCCGAGUUCGACGAGCGCGUGCCCAUUGGCAGGAUCGCCAAAACCGAUUUCGAGACCAUGUUCAUCGCCAAGGGCUUCAUGGACUGGAUCUCGGUCGAGGCUGUCGAUGCUAGUGGCGCUGUGCUGGGAACCUCUGACAUCCACCGGUCAGCGUAUCCUGAUUGGCAAGCCGUUGGAUACCCCGGAAUCUCCGGCCUCCCCAGGCCGAACGAUCCGGCAGGGCUGCACGUUGGCGUGGGAGCUUCGCUGAACGAGACCAGUGACGAAGAGAAUAUCCCCUCGUCGACUAAUGCGAUGGCCGAUGCUGAGCUCAGAAAGGCCACCCACAUCCUCUCUAGCGCCUACGAGACUAUGCGCAAGGUCGGUGGGAUCCUCGCGCUUAUCAUUCUCCUGGGUGGCAUGGCGGGCGUCAUGGCUUGCUUUAUGUUGAUUCGUGGCUGGCGGGUCCGGCUGUAUCAACGCGUUCGAUUAGAGGACGGGCUACCAGAAGAACAAACUCAUCUUCGGCCUGAGAUGGCCGAGUGA
Molecule: messenger RNA, 1827 nt
Organism: Penicillium chermesinum
Lineage: Eukaryota; Fungi; Ascomycota; Eurotiomycetes; Eurotiales; Aspergillaceae
Exons: 3
Coding region: 1-1827 (608 amino acids)
Source: RefSeq, a predicted model, not a curated record